This is a messenger RNA of Scatophagus argus, 2615 nucleotides long. RefSeq names its product leucine rich repeat containing 15 (gene lrrc15). Gene Ontology annotation, cellular component: plasma membrane. Gene Ontology annotation, molecular function: protein binding. The coding region runs from base 319 to 2031 and encodes 570 amino acids. The transcript is spliced from 2 exons. Lineage: Eukaryota; Metazoa; Chordata; Actinopteri; Scatophagidae. The record is from RefSeq and is a predicted model, not a curated record.
GCGUGAGUGUGUGAGAGGAACAGAGGGGGCAGGGAUGCUGAACAUUUCCACUGAAACCUCAGAAACAAAACCUGUGGAUUUCAUGAGCUCAGGACACAAAUUUACAAAAAAGAAAAGCCUGGCGAAAGGGAACUGAAGGGCAAUGUUGACAAAGUGAUGACGUAGAGCAGGAAAAUGUGAUGGUGUGAGAGUACAGUGCUGGAAACUUUCAUCAGACAAUUUGUGAAGCUGUGGAGGGAGGGAGGACGCACAUAAAAGAUAACCACACCAACUCGCUGUCUCUGUUCACUCGAUCGUCUGCCACAACAGGGGGAAAUAAUGGAUCUGUGCCUGACCCUUCAUGUGCUCCUACUUCUCUGUUCCCUCACCGCUGUGGUUUGGGCGUGUCCAGAUGGAUGCAAAUGUCAAGGAACCAAGAUCCUCUGCAGUGGCCUCUCAGACUUCCCCACAGCUGUGCCCUCAUCUACUACCGCCCUUUACUUCUCCAAUUGCAGUAUACACUUUCUAAAACCAGAGGACCUGACUAAUUUCUCUAAUGCCCUGGGAAUCUUUGUGAUUAAAGACACUGUUUUGAGAGAAGUGCGUCUUGGCACAUUUGAUUCCACUACAAAUAUAGGUGCCUUAGGGCUUACAGGCAAUGAACUGCAAGAUCUCCCUGAGACUUUGUUUCAAAAUCUUCAGAAGCUGGAGUCUCUGAAUCUGAAGAGCAACAAACUCCUGGUGCUCCGCCCUAAUUGGUUUUCCGGGUUGAAAGAUCUGAAACUUCUUGACCUCAGCAUGAACCUUUUCACUUUUGUACCUGUGGAAACUUUUCACCCUGUUGUUGAGCUUCAGUACCUUUUUCUUUCUGCAAACAAUAUCAGUCAACUAUCUAAAGAGACAUUCAAGGGUCUCUCUAAGCUGAAAAUCUUACGGCUUAACAAAAACUCACUACAGGAACUCCCCAUUGGCAGUUUUGAUGACCUUGUAAACCUGGAGGAACUGUCCCUUCAUGACAAUCGAAUCAUUCAUCUCCACCAUGACCUGUUCUCCAAAACUGUGAAACUCCAGAAGUUGUUCCUUUCCAACAACAGGAUAACAUCUCUUCCACAAGGGCUCUUCUUAAACCUCCCCCUCCUUUCCCAACUCUCUCUGUAUAAAAACCAGCUGGAUACUCUGGAACCAGGGCUGUUUGGGCCCAUGGCUCUGCAGGACUUGUGGCUGUAUGACAAUAGACUGACCCGUGUUGAGGAUGAUACAUUCAAGAACCUUACUCAGCUGCGUCUCUUGGUGCUCAGUCGCAACCAGAUCAGCUAUGUAUCACCCAUGGCAUUUAGAGGGUUAGUGCAGCUGGGAGAGGUAUCACUUCACACCAAUCUACUCACAACGCUACAAGCUGGGACUUUCCAAGGUCUGCCCAAUCUGGUCAACAUUUCCUUGGAGCACAACUCCAUCAGCUCCCUCCCUUUGGGUUUUCUCCAGGGCGUGAGCCACCUGGGACAGAUAGACCUGCGAAAUAACUCUCUUCCCAACCUGUCACAGAAGAGUCUAGAUGCCCUCACUGUAGCAACAGAAGUACUCCUGCAGCAGAACCCCUGGAGAUGUGAUAAAGACAUUCUGCCACUUAGAGAGUGGUUGCGACAGCACCCAUCUAAGGCUAAUCAAACUCUUUUGGUCUGUGAAACACCCUUCAGUCUGAAUGGUGAGGUAAUUGCUCUGCUGACAGAUGAGAACUUGAUUCCUCUCAGCUCUACCAAGGAGCCUGUAUUGACCUCAACGGAGAAGAGGAGAAAACCCAAUACUCCUUCAACCAGACAAAGCACUUCCUCACCUGCUGUCAAGACCACCUCCACCUCAGAGUAUGAGGAAGUCACCAGUGGUGGACAAAGGGAGAAGGAAAUGUUUUCUCAUGACACUUCGAUCAUUCUCAUCAUCAUUGCAGUGGUGUCCACUGUCUUCAUCAGCACUGUCAUCAUAUGCUGUAUUUGCUGGAGGAGGAAAAAGAGAGGCAGAGGAAACAUAGGCCACAGAAAUAAGAAUUCCGUGCUGUAGACUAGAUCACCAACAUCCCAGUAACCCAAGAACUUUUAAAGUUAAGGGAAAAUGCUCAAUAAUUACUAUGGCUUACCUGGAAAAUGUGGAGACUAGAGUUGUGAGCAUCAACGGCAACAGAAAUAAUCAUUUCAGCUCCAUUAGAACAGACAACUUUUUAGUUCAUUAGAUAUAAAUUUUUAAUGAUGAAAUUUACCAGCCAACAUUGCUUACAUAUAUGCUGUAAAAAGAGAAUAGACCUUGUAUGUACUAACUGUAAAAGCACCCACUUGGCCAUUUUGAGGGAAAUCAGGGUUUGGUGAAUGUAACCUAUGUAACUAAAACACAUUUCUUAUUGUGCAAUCAAGACUGCUCUGUAUUUUCUUUAAACUAUUUUCUGUUUUCAUCACUAAUAAUUGGAGUUUGACAAUGGCUUUUGUGCUAACAACAAUACAUUUAGGAGACUAUUGUACUUUUUUGCAAAAUGGUGAUUAAAAAAACAACUUUGAUUCCACUGUAACAGAAUUCAUCUCAUGGUUUCCACACUUACAAUGCAAAAUGCUAUACAUUCAAUAAAUGCUCUACUUUUCAUGGGAGCAAUCUUA